This is a messenger RNA of Maniola jurtina (meadow brown), 9336 nucleotides long. RefSeq lists its product as uncharacterized. The transcript is spliced from 7 exons. The record is from RefSeq and is a predicted model, not a curated record. Gene Ontology annotation, molecular function: protein binding. Bases 164 to 1096 code for a protein of 310 amino acids. Lineage: Eukaryota; Metazoa; Arthropoda; Insecta; Lepidoptera; Nymphalidae.
AUGGAGUGAGGACGUUUGUUGUGAGAUUUGUUUCCUAUUAUUUUUGCCUUCCGUCGUUAAAAUCUGUAUAAUGUAAUAAACUAGUUAGAAAGAAAAUCUUUUUUACUUCGUGUAGAUAGUGAUUGUGAUUUUUUUCUUAGAGUUUAGAUGUAGACAUAGUAGUAUGUUUCUUAAACGCAUAUUGGUGCCUCUGUUCUGCCUCGGAAUAGAAGUUCCGCGAACCUUGGGCGAGGAGGUUGAAAUUCGGCAAGUAGCCGCAGACAAGGGCACGAACGUUACGAUCCCUUGUGGUGGUUUGCUGGUGAUACCACCUCCCAACGUCCAAUGGGUACAUAGAGGCAAUAGGACGCACCACGAAGUGUUGCAAGACGGCAGCAUAGCCCUCACGCGAGUGGCCGUAGACGACGAAGGCCUGUACGAGUGUAGCGUAGAGAACGAGACAGCGUACAUAGACAGAGUCAAUCUCACAGUCAGAACGGAACCUCCUCCAUUGAUCAACGUCACCGUCCACGCGUCGACGAUCCUCGCAAUCAUCCUGUGGAACGUGGCGGGGGACGGCGGACACCCCAUCAUAGACUUCACGGCGCAGUACCGCUCCGCGGCGCCGGUCAACGGCUCUCUGGAGCAGUGGAGGCCCAUCAGCCCCAACCACAUCAGUCCCAACUCGAGACAAAUCGACGUAUACCACCUGGACACCAACGCGUCGUAUUGGUUCCGAGUGUGGGCCAACAAUGUGCUGGGUCCCGGGCCACCAGUCGAGGUGCUGGCGACCACGCUCUACAGUGACCAGGAAGCAGAGCUGAUGAAGCACUUCCUGGCGGGCGCGGAGUCGUUCGACACGCGCACGUGGGUGGCGGCCGUGUGCGUGGUGAUGGGCACGCUGGCCGUGCUGGCGGCCGGCACGUGCGCCGUGCUGUGCCGCGAGUGGCGCCGCACAGAUUACUCGGAAGACCAAGAUGUUAUUGAAUUAGUGCCUAAUAUAAUUUUGAACCCGGGAUUUAUGGAGUCCGAUCCGACUCGACCCCGGGAAACGUACGCAGCAUCAAUCAUCAAGUCGACGGAGUGUCCAGGGCCGGGGAAGCCUAGGCGUGUCUGAUUCUCGUCUAUACUCAACCUUAGAAUAUUCUAUAUUACCGAUUCAGGACUUUUAUCAUGAGACUAAGCAAUCGCGAGACAAAAUUGCAAGUAAAAUAUUCGACAAGAUGUGAAAAUGCUCAAACAAUCUACAUACGUAUCACCGACUAGAUUUUAGACGCUUUAAAUUUGACAAUUUUAACGGGAUAUUUCCCUUUUGGAGACUUUGGAGACUGCUAAAGGGUAGUAUUGCCAGUGUAAAACUUACGCAAUCACUUUGAAGGCAACAUACUUAGGAUUACUGUAACAAGUAUUAAAACAUAUUUUGGUCGAUUUAUCACAUGUCCGUUGAAUUAAAUUUUGACUCAAGGGUAAAGGUGGACAUAUCAAAAUGCAUCAGAAGAUUAUUUUGUGAUACUGAAUUGGAGCGAUAGAAUAUUCUAUAGUUUGUAGCGUUUAGCUAUUCGCUCGCGCCAAUCGGCCGAAUUGUACUGGCAAAUUAUUAUUUUUCAAAAUUUUGAUGGUGACAUCUCAAAAUGUUCUGUAAAUGUUGAAAAAACUAAUUUGCUGUGUCUAUUAUUAUAGAUAGCUCUAAAAUAUACUGAGAGAGAACACUUUAGUAUUAUAAGCGUUCCAUGUUUUUAAAAAGUCGUGGUGUUGCCAUUGGUGAGAAAAUGUACUAAACUAGCAAUUCAACAAUAUCUUAAUGAUUUAGGAUUAAAAUAACCGAAAAUAGUAUAGCGACGCUGUAACAAAAAUUCGACGCAUCUGAAACUACUUGGGGAUGUACCGACAAAAGCCAUAGGCGAAUUUGCUAUCAUUAUAUUCUAACUGCCUCAAGUUCCACGGCUAUUCUGCAAAAUAGUGCUUGCAAUUAGUUUUUAUAGAAACUUUACACACCGACGACGGCUUACAAGGCUGACAUAGGCUUUAUAUUUUUCAAAUAUGGCAACACCAAGUCUCAUUGUAAUUUUGAAUAAUAUUGCUUACCGUUCAAAGUAAAAUUGUUAAUGUUGCUAGCUGUAAUAAAACGUAAUUUUAAUUAUUUAUUUUUGCAACAUGAGUAUGAUAUUAUGUAUAAUAUUUUUGUAAAAGGAUCUCCGAUAAAAUUAAGGAAGUUAUUAAUAUGGCAAAGUGGUUUUUGUUUAUUAAAUUGUGAUUUUAUACUGUGAUUAUUUUCUUCCAAAAUAUACCUACGUAUGUUCAUGCUUACAUCUCCAUAUGCUUAACUUUGACAGUUGGGAAAGUGACAUUGUUUACUGGAAUAAUUAUGUUAUCACCCAUUUUUAGUAGUCACAUUAGUUCCAAAAGCUGAUGCCGUCAAAGUUACGCUUGUGGUGCUGUAUUUUUGUAUAGCAAUAGAAAGUAUGCUUUAGAAUUAUUUUUAAUAUAGAUCUUAUGGAGACUGUUUCCCAAAUAUCGUGUAAUGUAUAGGAUUAUAUUAGUAGAUAGAGUUUUAUUAGAAUAAGCUGUACACACACUGGGUGUAAUAGCCGCGCGCAUACCGCCCAGUGUAAAUUUAGCCUUAGCACGGCUUUUAUUAAAAUAUGGCUAUGCAAGGCGUGUUUUGCAGGCGAAUCAGUAUAGCGCAUCGCAGGGCAGAUCAGGUAUUUUGUUUUAUAAACAUUCAUUGAGCUAACUUCGACCAAACUUGUGUAGUUUUAAUUUAAUAAAAUUAAGUGACACAUUAUUAAACAAAAAUUAUAUAAAUUCACUAGGUAAUUGCAUUCCAAGAGACAUUUACCAAAUUGGAGUGCCUUGAUAGUUUAUUAAUGAUAGUGGUCAUCAAUUCGUUAGUACAGUACGAUCAGCUUUAAAAUUUAAAAGAAAAUUUCCUACUAUUUUUGAGCCUACUUUUUAUUUAUUAAGAUAUUUGAAAAAGCCCAGGUAAAAGGAUUUUCAUACAAGAAAAUACCUGUUUUGGUCUGCGCUGCGCUUAACUAUGUCGUCUGUGAGGGUUUCCAGCCUAAAGCUAUUGCAGUGUUAUCAGAUGACAAUAUCGGUAGUGAAUAGAAUUAUGUCGCAACUAGAUGAAGUUAUAUUACACUCGAAGGCAAUGAUGCUUAAAUUGUGAAUGUAUCUAAUUCUAAUAAAAGAAUAGGCUGUAUUCAUUUGUCAUUUAUAAAUCAUUUACAGUUUGCUCUUGAAAUAACUUGACCAGUAAAAUCAAGAUUACCUUUCUUACAGUUCUAUAAGUUUUUAACUAUUGGUUGUCUGGAAGAGUUCACUUUAGUGAUAAGAUCGCCCCUUUUUUUAAAGUAUCUCCUGUAUUUUUAUUCGUUGUAAUAUUAUUGUUAGCAAUGAAGAUGCUUAGUUAAUUAAGAAAUUUUGUUGACGACAAAUGAAUGCAGUGAGUAAGUUGUGGACUUGCAUAUGUAUAUUUUUAAAACAGAUGGACAUAUAAUAUUGUUAUCGAGUUGGAGAGCGGUUUAUUUUUGUACACGCCGCGUAAGCAUAUCAGGUAUGCCUUGGAAUUUUAAAUUUUAUGAUAAUAAUUAAAUAAUUAUCACGUAUGAAAGUGUCUUCACCUUCCUUUAUUUAGAAAACUUCUGCACCAUUGAAAGAUAUAAAUAGAUUUCAAGUGUCUAUCACAGUCUAUAACACCACCACAUUAUAAAUCAUCUAUAUAUUUAAGUUAAAAAUAUAAGAUGUCCAUUAUAUCAAUUAUUCAUAUUUCUCGUUUUAGUUUUCGUGUUGUUGCAUAGUCUCAAUAUCUUAUCAGUUUUUUAGUGAGAGCUCAAAAUAUAUUUUUUUUUAGAUGUAUCGAUAAAUCAACGAUGUUCCUCGUUGUAAUCUAACAAAUUUUAAUAGUCAUCAUACUUGUACACAAUCUUUAAAGGCACAUUUAUGUUUACCAAACAAUAAAGUUGUUUUGCUCUCGUAUUUUGUAAAAUGUUGUCAUUUCGAAUGGUGCAAAAGUUAUCGCUACACUUUUGCUUUCUACAUCUAUUGCUCAUUGCCUUUCUGUGUUUCACUACCUUUCUUAUCUAUCUCGUAGAUAGAUUUGUUGUUGAUGCUUGAAUGGAUUUUUAUUAGGUUCCUAUACAUCGUAAUUAUAUAUGUAUCUGGCAGUUGCAAGUAACAAAAAAAAAACACAUAAGUAAGUACUUAUCCAACAUAGAAUAAUUUCAUAAUCAUACCAUAAUUACACAAGUUCUUACUAAUAUGAAUAUUAAAAAACUUUUCUUUUAUUAAAACUAAACAACAAGCUAACAAUAUAAAUAAGUUUACACUAAAACAACUUUUUACUAGAAAAAGUAGAAGCUUUACGAAAAAAAUAUAAAAUUGUAAUACCUGACAACAAGUUUUGUUUUUUUGGUGUCUACGUUUUGAACAAAUUAUUGUGCGAGUCUUUUCUCUGUCAUUAGAAUUAAGGCGCCGCAUCUACCUACUGUCUACCGCAUAACGACACCCCACGACACUGUAGUUUGUCUACAUCGUAAGACUUAAGGCCCAAAGAAUCCAUCCCGGCAUCAACCACGAACAAAACUCUUAUAUUCCUAAAUAGUGUUGUGCUUGCUCUUGAAGGAUCGAAUCGAGUAAUCGAGUAGAGUCUAGACUAAGUCUCUGCAAUUAUCUGUAAUCUGUCCGUCUCGCGAACGUUAUAUAUCGUGCUAUCGUGUCAAUUACGUCUACUGUACUGUCUCUAUACGUGUAAUGUCCGUGUGUGUGCACUGCUCUUUGAAUUAUUAUAAUUUUGCACGUCCUGUGAUAUAGAUAGGUAGGCUGUGAAUUUUCACAGGAGAAACUUCGGGACAUGAUAUAAUAAGUGUACUGAGCUCGUGUCUAAAGUUACAGACACAUUACUGUGGUAUGUUGCAACGAUCGACAAGUCGGAGAACGUUGGCGAUCCUUUGGUGAUUGACAUUCAAUCAAUUCACAUGAAACUUUUUGGAUACGAAACGUUAAGGUGUGUAAUGCUCUUCCGGCGUCCGUGUUUACUACCACAUAAUAUAACUUAAUCAACUUCAAAACAAGAAGGAAUAGACAUGUUCUAGAAAAGCGCGUUUUAUUGUUGACCUAAUCAUUGCCUUCCAUAAUAGUCGUCAAGCGAAAGCCUAUCUUAUAAUAAAAAAGAGUAGUGCCAGGACAGUCUAAUUUGCAGAUUUUCAUAUUAAAUGUAUAAGCCCACGAUCACCUUCUGUCGCGUCAUGACAGAACACAACACAGUAAUGUGUUCGCACCUUUAGUCGUACGCCCUGUAACACUUGGGCGAAAGCGUUCCUAAUAGCCGUUCUUCACUUGGAUGCAAAUUGCAGCGGAAAAGCCCGAAAGAGACGCGAAACCAUCAACUGCAUCAACGAUUUUCUCGAAAUUAAAGAGCGGGCUUAACUUCUUAAUCGCGUACAAUAUCUAUACCUAAUUGUAUCAUGUCCCAAGGUAAACCAAUUUUGUUAUUUAUAUGUAUUAUCUUAUAUCUCUUUAUUAUCAACAAGAAAAUAGUCAAUUUUGAACACUCUGAUUCGCCAUACAAAUUAAAUUAAAUGGGUUCGCUACUUAACGAGUUUUAAAAUAAGUAUCAUAUCUUUUUACUGUGGUGUAAACUCCCUUGCUUGGCACCAAGCUGUAUUGCAUAUGUUAUGUCUACGGAAAGAAUUUCGGAACGAUCAAGAUGUUUAGCUCGAUUUAUACGGUAUUGUUAAGAGUUAUAGUGAUAGUAGGGUUGUAUUAGGAUAGUCGGCAUAAGAUAGCGGUAGGAAAGGCACGUAGAUUAAAUGAGCGAGAAUCAAGACUGGGCUGAAUUGAAUUGAAUUGAAUAUCAAUUAAAUUGUUUUCAGGCAUGCAAAUAAACUACUGUGUUGUGUUGCAGUAUAUCAUGACUCUAUAUAUUCUGUCGUGACUAUCGAUCAAACUAGGUAUUACAUUUUCAUAUCUAUAAUUUUGCGCUCAGAAUUAUAGCUAAUAUUGGCUAAUAUCUCCUUUUAUUGGUCAAUUAUUAGGCGAGUGUAGAAAGGCACUGAGCGCCUUUGUGUUACUAAGACAUUUUGUGCCUUUUCAAACUCAUGCGCUUAGCCACAUUGGUUGACGUUUCGGAAUACACCACGAAAUUAUGACUCCGAUUGCUUUCACGAUCAAUCUGAUCGUGAAAGCAUCACAAUCGAUCUGAUCACGACACCCCACAACACGGUAGUUUGUCUACACCUUAAGGUUUGGAAUUUGGAUGUUUAAACUGUACAAUAUAUUGUUUGUUGUGUGAAUUAACAACAGCGCUUGACACCUGCCGCUUUUGCACGCAUGCACGUUUUUUUAAUGCUUUAUUUCAUGAAACUUAUCCAAAAUAAUAUACCUACGCUUAACGAUAGUCGGCAAAAAUAAAAAUAAAAUAUUGCGUAACACACGUUAAACUGUCUCAUUUUAAAUCGUGCGUGAUAAGAACAUUUUUUUCAGUGUCUUGCCAAAAUAGUGCAUGUCACCACAGUGUUUUAAAAAUGUUUUUAAUUUUUCGUAUUAUUUUUGUUAUAUUAUAUAUUUGUAAUUUUUGUUUUUAUCUCUAAAGUCAAUGUACCUACUUUAAUUGUUUUAAAUGUCGUAGUGAGUACCCAGCUUGCGGUUCUUGUGUAGUAAAAUGGCCUAAGCUUUUCAGCCAUGUAUCAAAAAUACUUGUCUUUGGUCUAAAGAGCAGCUAGUUUAUCACCAAAAUGUUAAAUAAAAAUGAAGGCCAAAUCAUAUUUUUUGAAACGUUCUUGCGUUGGGAGUAUGAUUUGAUUCAAGUUUCAACACGCGGCUGGUUUCAAAAGUAUGAUUCUGCCUUAAUCGUAAGGCCUGAGUAAAGUGUUAAGCGAGGCGGGGCGUGUACGGUUCGUCUCAACCACAUGCGUUCACACACAAAAGCGUAAUGAGUUGAAUAGUGGUGUCCAGACACUACAUGCUCUAUUGUUGGUUUGACAGCACGCUGCACGCCCCACAGAACGCGCCUUACUCAGGCUUUACCAUAAAGCUGCAAACACAUCACUGUGUUGUUACGAAACCUAUCGGGGCUAUCAACCAUUCAAAGCGCAUUUCGAGUAACAGUCGUGCGUGCACGUGUUUAUAGUAAGCUUUAUGACACCGAUGGCAGUCUGUCGCAUCACAACACACGACAACACAGCAAUGUGUUUGCGCCUUAAAUCAUUUACUUUAUAUUAAAGUAAUUUUUAAAUUAAGGUCGCCUUUUAUAAGCACGUCCAUGUGAUAGGGCAGCGAAAUGGUUAUAACGUUACUUUGCCAUUGUAUCUCUAAUAGAUAAGCGUAUGUUACCAAAAUAUUUGAUUGAUUGGCAAUAUUUUUCUAUCGUAUAGGUUAUUUUAAGGUUAGUGUAAAGACUCAAUCUGAAGGGAAAGGCAGAAUGUAUUUUUGGUGCGGAUUUUAUUGUAAGAAAACUUGAAAUCAAAGCCUUAAUAAUUUUACUGGAUGAAAUAGUGAUAGUAACUUGAGUACGUUUUUUUAAUGUUUUUUUGUGUAUGGUGCAUAUUUUUUUAAUUGCAAUAUUCGGCAACGGCCUCUAGCAUUUCUGCCUUUCGUCUUCCGAUCUUCCUAUUUAUUAAGCUAAGCAUAAAAAACCGUAUCUGACUUCAGUACGCAGCUGUAUUUGAGCGUCGAUGCCACUGUCAGAAUUCUAGAGUUCUGAGUUCUGCAAUCCGCUAUCAGAACUGACCUUUGACCAAUCAGAAUCCAACAGCUAUUGUAGGUUUUUCAGAAAACUGACAUAUUUUUAAAUCUCCUCUGUGUCUCCUAAGCUACUCAAUAUUGGAGAAGUGUAGUGUCUUAGUUGGGAUUUAAAAAGCUGACAUGUAUCUACGUAUAAAAUAUAAUAUGCUAUGUCGGUUCUGAUAUUUUUCUAUAAAUUAAAUUAUAAAUUGUGCAUAGUUUUCUUUUCAACAUUGUUAAAGAAAAACGGAAACAGAUAUUACAUUGGUAAAAAAAUAUGUAAAUACCUAGUCUAUAGGUAACUCAAUGACUAACGGUUCUGGAUUCUAGCCCUUUAUGGAACACAAGACUCUGGACUUGGACCUCUAGUGGGAUUAACGUUUUGUAGUUUUUAAAACAAAACGCUUUACGUGUUAAAUAAGAAACAUAGAUAAUGUACGAUCACAGUUCCAUAUGAAAUCAAUCCACAUAAAAUAUUUCGUUUAAAAGAAAAUCUAUAACCUAGCUAAUUUGUGUUUAAUUUUGUGUUCAUGAACAUUAACAGUGUAUUUUUCUAAUAAAACUACAUUAUGAACGGCGUAUUGUUGAAACUUUCAAAUAGGUUCCGAUUUAUUUUUUAAGAAACAGUAGUUAAAUAUAAUUGUCUAAACUGUUGUAUUGUUCGACGGAAAAAAAACUAUAAAUGUGAUUCAAAUCGAAUUAUCAGAUUGUUCCGUUAAAUACUCAGUAAUAUUAUUAUUACAAUGAAUCUCAUUCCGACAAUGUGUUGUGUUGUUACCUAUUAAUAUAUUUUUUAUCAAAAGACAUUUUGAUUUUUUAACCCGUACAAUUUAUAAAUAUGUUUUUUUAUGUAUAUGUAUGUGGGUUAGAGAUAAGUACCUACAUUAUUACAUUACAGCAUAAAAUUGAAACUUACACUUUACCGAAAUAUUUAGAUGAUAAGUUUUGCUGUCAGUCUAUCCAGUCACUAUCUGUGACCUUGCUGUGAUGGGUGAAUAACCUACCGUCAUUGACUGUUUCUUGCAUGACAAAUAUUAUCUAGAUACCUUAAUCUCUGUUCUACCUAUCAUCUGAUGCAGAAACUAUCAUCUAAAGAACGCCUGUUGUUCGCAUAAACGCUCUUAAUAACGAAAACACAUUACUAGGUUGUGUUGUGUUGUGUUGCAACUUGCAAUCUUUUUAAAUCAGAUUGUGUAAAGUAGAUAGUACUGCGCUCUAGACGAAUAAUUCCGAACAAAAAAUUGUAGGGUUGCAACUGGUUUUGCUUACAACUUGAUGCCCAGUGUCAUACUAAUUCUGACAGCUUUAAAGAACACGAUUUUUAUUUAAAGCAGACCUUUCGUAAGUACUAACUACUAAUUUAGUUCGGUGGUUUAACGCAAUCCAGCACGAUGAUUGCCUUCAAGCGAGCUUCAACAACGCGUCAGAGCGCCACACAGUAGACUACUGCGCACUGAGCAAUUUUUUGUAUAAAAUGUAAAUUAACUCCAAUUCUAUUCCAUCAUACUAUGUCACGACAGUUAACAACGCAGUAAUGUGUUUUCACCUUAAAUUGUGAUCGUCGCCGUUGCAAAAUAAUAAAACCUGUUAUUGUGAUUUUGGAAAUCCUUCCCAUUAAAAUACAUUUUACACAAA